Messenger RNA from Zonotrichia albicollis (white-throated sparrow), 1103 nucleotides. NCBI's taxonomy places the organism in Eukaryota, Metazoa, Chordata, Aves, Passeriformes, Passerellidae. The record is from RefSeq and is a predicted model, not a curated record.
GUACCCAGGUACCGGGCGGGGAGGGUGUGGGAUGGAGGAGCGGCGCUGCUACCCUGGGGAAGCCCUGCUGCUUUGGGGAUGGUCCCCCCAAGGGUUAUCCAGCUGACCUGUGCCUGGGGACAGCGUGGGAGUCACCCGAACACCAGCUGGGAGGGCUCAGAGGGGCACCCUGACUGUCCCCCGGUGCCCCAUGGCUCUCUGGACUGUCCAGCUCCCACUCCCCAGGUGCUUUUGUGCUCCUCCUGUAAGUCCCAAAUAACCCCAGUGUCCCUGCUGUCUCGAGGACUACCAUGCUGCCUCCUCCCUCUCCCCAGACCCUUUUGAUUCUCCUUUUGUCCCUGGAACCCUCCACAGUUUUUCCUUCACCCUCCUGUGCGAUUCCCCUGCUGUCCUCAGGUUGUCCAGUGCCCCUAGAAUCUCCCAGUGCCCUCAGGUGCCCACCCACUACCCCUCCAGGCCCCCAGUAUCCCUUUACCCCUGAGACCCCCAGUUCCCCCUGCAAUUCCCCAGCACCUUCAAUAUCCCCAGACACCCACUGCCCCCUGCUACCCCCAGCCCUCCCUCGCCAGUGUCCAGGCCCUGGGGAUUGUGGCCCCAUGCCCAGCAGCCCUCCAAUGCCCACAGAGUCCCCAGGUGCCAUGUACCCCUGCAGCCUGGGCACCUGGGUGCGUGCCCAGGGUGACACCUACCAAGUGGUGGCCGACGUCAGCCAGUUUGAGCCCCCUGACAUUGUGGUGACCACCUCCAACUGCCACGUCACCAUCCAGGCAGAAAAGGUGGCUGAGGAUGGCACCGUCUGUGACACCUUCACCCACAAGUGCCAGCUGCCCGAGGACACAGACCCGCUGUCGGUGAGCUGUGCCCUCACCGAGAUUGGCACACUGGUCAUCACUGUGCAGCGCCGUGCCAGCCCCGGCCCUGGGCAGCGCCCGCAGGGGCUGCACCGCAGCGAGGCUGUGCUGUGAGCGGGGACAAAACGCGUCCUGCCCGGAGCCUGCCAACCCCAGCGCCGUGGUGAAGCUCAGCUGGUGCCCACUGGCUGUGGCCCUCUCCACCUCCAACCCCACAGUGCUACAGCUCUGUUUAUAAAGUCCUUUUAUUAA